CCGGAAGUUGCUAUGUCUCGCAUCUGUUAGCUUUCCCUUAAGUAUGACAGAGGGCGGCGUAAGAGCAGAUUUCAGACCGGUUUAUCGCCGACGCUGAGGAGGACGCCGAGGUAGCGAGCCUCUUGUAUUUGUUUGAAAAAGUUGAAAUCGGGAUUGUCACGUUAAAUAGGCGUGACAGUAAACUCAGCAGCCGAGCAGUUACAACGCCAAAGUCCGGAGUUAGGACAUUUCAUUCAACUUUAAUCUGCCAGUUUAUGUAGGGUCAGGUGUAGUGGGGAGACAAGAAGAAGACUUCUAACCGACGGGACACCGAAGCGGCCCGGUUCGACUUCACCGAACGAAGCCGGGAAGAAGGUAUCACGAACGGCGGAGCUUGGCUGAUGCGUGCGGGGCCAGCGGAACCACACUGAACGUUUUAAUCUACGAGGAUUAUUGAUCAUAAAGUGCCGGUUAAUCCGGGCAGACACCCCCAUGAAUGGAAAUCGGAACAACAGGAGCCGUUGGAGCCCAAGCGCUGUUCACAUUGCCACGGCGACCGGGCUAUGGCACCCUUGGAAAAUCCAUCAAGCUUCUGGCCAACUGUUUUCAGGUGGAAAUCCCCAAGAUUGAUGUCUACCUGUAUGAGGUGGACAUUAAGCCUGAUAAAUGUCCGCGGCGGGUCAACAGGGAGGUAGUGGACUCCAUGGUGCAGCAUUUUAAGGUGACCAUCUUUGGUGACCGGCUGCCAGUUUAUGAUGGGAAGAAGAGCCUCUACACUGUGAGCCCACUUCCUGUCGCCACUGGUGGGGUUGAUCUGGAUGUCACCCUGCCAGGUGAAGGUGGGAAGGACCGACCUUUUAAAGUCACAAUUAAAUUUGUGUCAUUAGUCAGCUGGCACAUGCUACAUGAAGUCUUGACAGGACGUGGAGCACCAGGGCCACUGGACCUGGAUAAACCUCUGAGCACUAACCCUGUUCAUGCUGUGGAUGUUGUCCUUCGGCAUCUGCCCUCCAUGAAGUACACCCCUGUUGGAAGAUCCUUCUUCUCCUCCCCAAAGGACUAUGACCAUCCACUAGGUGGAGGAAGAGAAGUUUGGUUCGGCUUCCAUCAGUCAGUACGGCCAGCCAUGUGGAAGAUGAUGCUAAAUAUUGAUGUGUCAGCCACAGCUUUCUACAAAGCCCAGCCAGUCAUUCAGUUCAUGUGUGAGGUUCUGGACAUUCACAACAUUGACGAGCAGCCACGCCCCCUCACAGACUCCCACAGGGUCAAGUUCACCAAAGAGAUCAAAGGUCUUAAAGUGGAAGUGACACACUGUGGAACCAUGCGUAGGAAGUACAGAGUCUGCAAUGUAACACGGCGCCCUGCCAGCCUCCAGACAUUUCCAUUGCAGCUUGAGAACGGUCAAACAGUUGAGCGCACAGUGGCUCAGUACUUCAGAGAGAAGUACAAUCUGCAGCUGAAAUAUCCCCACCUGCCUUGUCUGCAGGUGGGACAGGAACAGAAACACACCUACUUGCCUCUAGAGGUGUGCAACAUUGUAGCAGGACAGCGCUGUAUUAAAAAGCUAACGGACAACCAAACAUCAACCAUGAUCAAAGCCACAGCCCGCUCUGCACCAGACAGACAAGAGGAGAUUAGCAGGCUGGUGCGGAGUGCAAACUAUGAUGCCGACCCAUUUGUCCAGGAAUUUCAGUUCCGUGUGCGGGAUGAGAUGGCUCAGGUGACGGGUCGCGUCCUGCCAGCCCCCAUGCUGCAGUAUGGUGGCAGGGUGAGCUCUGAACCCUUUAUGAACCGCACGGUGGCCACACCCAGUCACGGGGUUUGGGACAUGAGAGGGAAGCAGUUUCACACUGGAGUGGAGAUCAAGAUGUGGGCUAUUGCCUGCUUUGCCACCCAGAGGCAGUGCAGAGAAGAGAUCCUCAAGAGCUUCACUGACCAGCUGCGGAAAAUCUCAAAGGAUGCUGGGAUGCCUAUCCAAGGCCAGCCAUGUUUCUGUAAAUAUGCCCAGGGAGCUGACAGCGUGGAGCCCAUGUUCAGACACCUGAAGAACACCUACGCUGGACUACAGCUCAUCAUCGUGAUCCUACCUGGCAAAACACCAGUCUAUGCUGAGGUGAAGCGGGUGGGUGACACCCUCCUCGGCAUGGCCACCCAAUGCGUGCAGGUGAAGAACGUAGUAAAAACGUCCCCUCAGACCCUCUCUAACCUCUGCCUCAAGAUCAAUGUCAAACUGGGAGGCAUCAACAACAUUCUGGUUCCACAUCAGCGACCCUCUGUGUUUCAGCAACCUAUCAUCUUCCUUGGGGCUGAUGUCACUCAUCCUCCUGCAGGAGAUGGAAAGAAGCCAUCUAUUGCAGCGGUGGUAGGCAGUAUGGAUGCCCACCCCUGCAGGUACUGUGCUACAGUGCGGGUCCAGAGGCCUAGACAGGAGGUCAUCCAGGAUUUGGCCUCUAUGGUGCGAGAGCUCUUGAUCCAGUUCUACAAGUCGACCCGCUACAAGCCAACAAGGAUCAUUUUCUACAGGGAUGGAGUGUCAGAGGGCCAGUUCAGACAGGUGCUGUACUAUGAGCUGCUGGCCAUCCGGGAGGCAUGCAUCAGUCUUGAGAAGGAAUACCAGCCCGGGAUAACUUACAUCGUCGUGCAGAAACGCCAUCACACGCGCCUGUUCUGCGCAGAUCGCACUGAGCGGGUGGGACGAAGUGGAAACAUUCCUGCCGGCACCACAGUGGACACAGACAUCACCCACCCAUACGAGUUUGACUUUUACCUCUGCAGUCACGCUGGAAUCCAGGGUACCAGUCGUCCUUCUCACUACCAUGUACUGUGGGAUGACAACUGUUUCACCGCUGAUGAUUUCCAGCUCCUCACCUACCAGUUGUGCCACACCUACGUCCGCUGCACACGCUCUGUGUCCAUCCCAGCACCUGCCUACUAUGCUCACCUUGUAGCCUUCCGCGCUCGCUACCACCUGGUCGACAAAGAGCACGACAGUGCGGAAGGCAGCCAUGUCUCAGGGCAGAGUAACGGCAGGGACCCCCAGGCUCUGGCCAAGGCUGUUCAGAUCCACCACGACACACUGAGGACCAUGUACUUCGCCUAAACACCCCCUCCACUUCACUCCACCUCCCAGUUACUCAGCCAGUCUUAGUGCCCAACUUCCUCCUGAUCCGGAGCGACUCUGUGCUGGCGCAGCUUUGCUGAAGCCAGACAACGACGGCGGCCAUGUAGGGACGUUGUAGAGGAGUCCAGCCACGUUAUGUAAUCUAAAACCAGCCAAUAGUUUGUCUGCUCCGGACCUCCAUCUCAUUCUCCUCGUGAGCCAUGUCCUCGCCUUCCGCAUUUUACAGACACUCAGUUUUAUUUUUAUGGGAUUAUUUUGGGUUUUGAAGAAUGGUGGAGCAGCCAGUAAUCAAAAACAUAUAUUUUUGGUGCAUUGGUGGUAGAAUCAGAGGACCUGACCUGCUUUGUAACCUCAUGUUGAGCCUAAUAUUUAUGUUUGUUCUUUGGCUUUCUAGAGCCUGUCUGUGUUGUUUCUCUGAGCAAAUGUGUGAUCGACGUGGCAGCAUGUUAGCUUUGGCACCUUUUUUGUUUUUUGUAAAUGGGCGGGCUGCCUUAGUGGUUACUCUUCUGUCUCCCUUUAAGCCAGUUCUGUGUGGUUCCUCACAGUCUGUCAGCCAGACAGUAAGCAGCAUAACUUUGCACUCUACCAACACAGACACUGAAUGAAAUCUUCAUUUUUCUAAGCAAAGCCACGUACAGCCGUUUUGAGGCAUUGUCGUUUGUCGCCUUAUUGUGAGGCGAGGUGCAUAAACAGAACUAUAAGAUUCAAAGUCAUGGCCAUGAAAUGGACUUUGUUCUUGUUUGUCUGACUAUUUAUGAUUUUUCUUUUUCCUUAACUUAAAUUAAGAAUAAUUUACAGCAAUAGUGUGUAGAUGACCACAAACCUUUGGACUUUUCCCAGUUUUUACUUUUAAAGAGAGGGAAAAAAAAAACUGACCGAUUCAGUUGUGAAGAACUCCUUCAGUGCAAUAAUGUGUUAAAAUGGAGAGAGCAGGUGUGUUUUCAUGAGUAUUUGUGUUGUUCUUAAUGAGAUCUGGGAAGUGACAAUGAAGUAGGAAUCAGGAAUGUGCAGUAUUUGACAUUCUGGUGACCGUGUAGGACUGAUGUCUCAGACGCGAGGCUCGGUCGUGGUGAGGUCUGAUUGUGUUUGAGGAGGAUUGUUUUGUUAAAGUGCCUGAUUUGUUUAGAAAUUGAACAGCUGGUAGGAUGGAAGGUGUUUUUUGAAACGGUUUGGGUGCCUCAAAACCGACAAUUUGUUAACAACACACACAGCACACUGGAUUGUAGAUGAUCCUACCGCCAGCCAUGUGUGGUGAUUUGUAAUGUUUGCUGCAGGUUUUUUGUUUUGGUUUUUUUUUUUUUUUUUUUUUUUUUUUUUUUUUUUUGUUAAGUCACAGUUCUGAAUAUGAAAAAUGUUUGAGGUCCUACCGACUCAUCAUGUUAACCAGGAAAAAUUGUUUUCAUGAUUUUUACAGCUUAUCAUUUUUUUAUUUAUUUUUUUAUUUUCGGCACAUAGAUGAUUUGAACAGUAAUUGUACUUGACCGGCUCUCAUUGGUCAUAAUUUUUUCUAAAUGGUGCUUUUGGUCUCCUGGUUCCAGACCUCCAAAUGCAUUUAAUUUGGUUUAUUUGCUAAAGAAAACCUCUACAUCAGCUAAAAACAUCAAAAAUACACUCACCGUUCACCAACCUGGUUUUCCCGAUGAUGAAAUCAUCAAACUCAAGGCAGCAGCUUUGAUUCUUAUUUUUCCGUUUUGAUAAUGUAUUUAACAAUCUCAAACGAGAUUAUGAAUUUUGUGUUUGAGAAGGAUUCGCUGUCCCAGCGUGUGAAAUUCAGCUUCUUAUUGCUGGUUUGUCUCAUUUGUUUUCACAAACAAAUUUGGAUUAGUGCAGCUACAAAGGCCAUAUUUUCAGUCAUUUGCAUGUUUAAAAAAAGAAAAGAAAAAAAAUAUCAGAAGUCUGUAAAUUCUGAGGGCAAUGUAUCAAAUUUCUUUUGUUGGACCAAGAGUCUAAAAUCUCAAUAUGUAUGGUUCAUUAUCAUGUACGAUGAAGAACGGUAACACGUUUUCCUUGAAAUAUGAAAUUAAAUAAAAAUGCACAACGCAUCAGCUGCUAUUGGCCCUGCUGACUGAUCUCAGCAGCUAUAAUCACUGAUGCAGGGCCAGUAUUUAUCUGGUGCAUCUCGUCUAUUUUGAGCUAGCCAAACAUGAAAAAUUUAUGGAAAGAGCUUUGUUUAUUUAAAAGAAGAAGAAAUAAUGACAACAAAAAACAGUAUCUGACAAGUUGAUAUAAAUUGGUUCCAAAUAAUCGACUAAUCGUUGCAGUUUGAGUGCCAAGACGACACUUUUCUCAAAAGCAGAGUUAUCUUUACGACAAGGUUUUUUUUUUUGUUUUUUUGUUUGUUUGUUUUGGUUUUUUUUGUUGUUGUUUUUUUUUCUUCUUCCUUCUCUUCUGGGGUUUUUUUUUCCCCUCUAUUUGGACUUGCAGGUGGUGAUGUUGACAUCUUUAUUUGUUUAUUUUCUACCUUUAGUCCGUCAUUGACGUCUCUGCGCUGCUGCUAUUGUUGGACACCCAGCCCCAUGCGGGCUGUUGCUAAUCUCAAACCUUCAGUUUACUUUAACACAAAUGAAGCCUUCAGGUUUCAUCCCUUGGACCAAACCGAUGUGCCUGGUCAGAGUGCUGACGCUCUCCUUGCCACGUGUCACCAGAAUCAGCUGCUAUAAGAAGAGGUUUAUUUAAUAUUUCAGCAGAUAGACAUAAAUGCUGUUUAUUUAUACACAAAAAGCGAAAAGGAUAUUUUACUGCACUUAACAGAAGUUCACGAGGGAGAGAAGUGCUCGUGUAGGUUUCUUUAAAUGUUUGACCGAGGCUGUUUCUUAAUGUCAGACAUUACCAGCAUUUGUUUUGUUUGUUUGUUUUUUUGGGUUUGUUUGUUUUUUACUUGAACAAUGGCAAAAGUAAUGGUGGGCAUAUUUAACGUUGUUUGCUGGUGCUCUGCUCGUCUCUGUAAGUUGACCUUUAGACAGCCUUAUUACAGGAACCCCCUUCUCCACUAGUGAUGCCACGGGACUUUGUGUCUUACGGUGACAAGACAUCAGAUGCCCUUUUUUUUUUUUUUUUUUUUUUUUUUUUUUUUUUUUUUUUUCCCCUUUUAAAGAAAAAAAACAUUUAUAUUUAAACUUAAUAAUGAAAUGCAUGUAUUGCUUAUUUUUCUAACAAAAUCCUAUUUGAAGCAGAAGCCUAAUAACGUAGAGGUCUGCGAUAACUUUCCAAAUUUAGGUUUACGUAUGUGAUCGAGGUUUGUGUUAUCAUAGAGCGAUCGGAUGAAUCCUCAGCCCUCCUCACACUGUUUGUGUUAUCAUCUCAAAAGCUCAUCUGAGAAGCUUUAGGACAUUGACUUUUAUUCAUAUUCAUAUACUAAACUUUUUUCUUUUACAUAUUAAUGAGAGGAGGUUUUAUUUUGAGGGGGUCUUUCCUGUCCGUUACAGACUGUGCCUUUUUCUGAUGGUGCUGGAAAAAAAAAAAUGUUCAAAAAGUGCGCUGAGCCCAGAGUCUACAAUAAUAAGUAUAUAUUAAUACCUGAAAAUACUGUUGUGUGUGUGUGUGUGUGGAUACCUCUGACAUGUAUGCCAAGAACACAAAAAUAUGCAGAAUUUAUCCGUUUUGAGCUGUCAGGACCAAAAGGCCUGCGGGGAUUGGUUUAUUGGACGGGCACUCAAGCACAACGUAAAACCAAACAUUUUUCAGUAAUAUAAAUCAUAACUUGGGCGGGGAGCACUCACGACUCGUAGGUAACGAAUAUCUCAGUGUAGACAUGAUGUAGCAUAUUUAUUUUUCUGUGAGGCGUAAUGCAUGUUAUCCUGGGUUGGCGUUUUGAGUUUUGUGUGUUCGUUCUUAAAUGGACAGCAAUAAUGAAGCAGCUGUAAAAUUUCUGUGCAAUCGGUUUGGCCGGCCUUCCUUUUUCUCCGUGUUUGCGUGUCACUGUCUGAAAACUUCAUUUUGUUUUCGAAUGUGAAAUUCAGACGUUUACAGACUUGGACAAAGAGCUUUCGUUUCUCCACGAGUGCCCGUCUCCCAUGUUAAGGGAUUCCCCACAAAAUAAAUGAAUCUUUAGACGCCUCUGAAGGUUGGCUGCAUAUCAUUCUUGAAGAAAAAAAAAAUUGUUUGAGUUUGAGAAUCUGUUAUUGUUGUUGGGUUUGUUUGUUUUUUUUGUUUUUUGCCUGAUUUAUGAUAUUAUAGAAGUACAACUGUAUGUUCAAGAACUUUUAAAGUUUGUCUUAACACUCACCUGAUCCUGGUCCUAAGUUGAGCCUUUUUAUUUGUCAUAUUUAAUUUUUGAAAUAAAUACUCUGUAUAAAA
Messenger RNA from Oreochromis aureus, 7396 nucleotides. RefSeq names its product argonaute RISC catalytic component 3b (gene ago3b). The transcript has 20 exons. Lineage: Eukaryota; Metazoa; Chordata; Actinopteri; Cichliformes; Cichlidae. The coding region runs from base 476 to 3079 and encodes 867 amino acids. Gene Ontology annotation, biological process: regulatory ncRNA-mediated gene silencing; regulation of stem cell proliferation. The record is from RefSeq and is a predicted model, not a curated record. Gene Ontology annotation, molecular function: RNA binding; protein binding.